Messenger RNA from Cladocopium goreaui, 1824 nucleotides. The record is from the annotation of a GenBank genome assembly. NCBI's taxonomy places the organism in Eukaryota, Dinophyceae, Suessiales, Symbiodiniaceae.
AUGCGUCGUGCGCUGUGCUUGGGUGCUUUGGCCACCGCCAGUGGCACCGUCUACUUUUCGGAGACCUUCGGCGACGGAUGGGAGAGCCGAUGGACGUCCAGUGAGUGGAAGAAGAGCGAUGGCACCCAGGGCACGUGGACAGCGACCGCUGGCAAAUGGUUUGCCGAUGCCAAAGAGGAUCAAGGUAUCCAGACCGUCGAAGACUCGCGAUUUUUCGGCCUCUCCGCGGGCUUCGAUUCCUUCAGCAAUGCGGGCAAGGACCUCAUCAUCCAGUACCAGGCCAAGUAUGAAAAGGACAUUGAGUGUGGCGGUGGCUAUGUGAAGAUUGGCCCCAAGCUGAGCGAUCCCACCACCUUCGGUGAUCCGACCCCUUACAACAUCAUGUUUGGGCCUGACAAGUGCGGGUACACCAAGCGCACCCACCUCAUCUUCAAUUACAAGGGCAAGAACGUCCUGAAGAAGUCUGACUUGGCCUACAAGCAGGAAGGUGAAGGAACUUCCCAUGUCUAUAGGCUCCUCUUGAAGCCAGACAACACGGCCCACGUGGAAAUCGAUGGCGAGAAGAUCUAUGAGGGAUCUCUGAAGGAGGACUGGGAGCUACUGGCCCCCAAGGAGAUCAAAGACCCUGAGGACAAGAAGCCCAGCGACUGGGUUGAUGACUCCAUGAUGGAUGAUCCGGAGGACAAGAAACCCGACAAUUGGGUCGAAGAGAAGCGCAUUGUGGAUGAAAAGGCCAAGAAACCAGAUGACUGGGAUGAUGAAGAGGAUGGAGAGUGGGAGGCGCCCAUGAUUGACAAUCCGGAGUACAAAGGUGAGUGGACUGUGAAGCGCAUCUCCAAUCCGGCGUACAAAGGCAUUUGGGAGGCCAAGAAGAUUGCCAACCCGGAGUUUGUGGAUGAUGACAACCUCUACAAGUACGAGGAUUUUGGCUUCAUCGGUUUUGACCUUUGGCAGGUGAAGGGCAACACCAUUUUUGACAACGUCAUAAUCACUGAUGACGUCGCCGAAGCCGAUAAGUUCGUGGCGAAGUGGAAGGCCCUGAGCGAGGUGGAGAAGGCCAAGAAGAAGGAGGAGGACGAUGCCAAGGCCGAGGAAGCCAAGGCCAAGGCUGCGGAGGCCGAGUCCAAGGACGACGACGAUGACGACGAUGCCGAAGAUGGGAGCCAGUACGAUGGCCAAUGGUGCAAGGGCAGGAAACAUGGGCAAGGUAUAUACAUUAGCCCCACCAACUUGAAGUACGAAGGAGCUUGGCAAGAUGGAAGGCGUCAUGGAAAAGGAAUUCAGGAGUACGCCAAUGGAGACAAAUAUGACGGGUGGUGGUACAAUGGUCAGUGUAGUGGCUUGGGCAUCUACUUCUUUGCAGAUGGUUCGCAAUAUCAGGGAGCCUGGAAUCACGGCAAAUACGAUGGUGCAGGAAUCCUCUAUGCUGCCAACGGUGAUCGGGAACGCUUGACCUAUUUCGAAGGUCGCCUCAUGAAGCGUGAAGUGCUGCCGCCCGGCCAGCCGCCGGCGGUGCAAAACAAGUCGCGGCCGGGCAUCUUCUGUGAAGUCCUUAUCUCCCAAGACCGAAUCGGUUGCUUGCAGCCCACCGUGCUCACGGAGACAUCAGGAGAAGGUCAGCUGCUGAUCAGGCGCGACUGCAAUAGCUAUGACUUGUCGGCACCACCUCUGCGAAUGCCACGGCGCCGGGAGCUGAAAGAGCUGCCAGAUGAGCUUCGGGGCGAUUCCAUCGAGACCGUCACCGGCGGCGAUACCUUGGGUACACUGAGCGCUUUGACCGGUGGCCCAUCUACAGAUGACUCCACUUUCAUCACUGAGCCCUGA